Nicotiana tabacum (common tobacco) is the source of this 1145-nucleotide messenger RNA. RefSeq lists its product as uncharacterized. The record is from RefSeq and is a predicted model, not a curated record. NCBI's taxonomy places the organism in Eukaryota, Viridiplantae, Streptophyta, Magnoliopsida, Solanales, Solanaceae.
GGCUAACUCACACUGCAGUUUCCAUCUAUGCAGGACAGGCACGUGUCAGUCACCAGCGAAUAUCCUGACGAGGAGGUGAAGAACCUGGAAAGCAGAGGAUUCAAAACCCACCUGAAAUCAUCCGCCUAUAUUCUUUAUAUAUAUACAUACACAGCCGUACACUUGCAGUUUGAAGUUGGAGAAAUUGAAAAAAGAAAAAAAUGGAGAGAGACGGUGAAGGAACAGUGAGUUCACAGACGCAGAGGGUUAACGAUGGUCGUUCAAUUUCACCUACUAGAGUCCGACCCGGACCAGACCCAUUCCUAGUGACUUGUAGAUUAUUCAGCUUUAUUACUGCUUUAGCCGCUAUUCUCUGCAUUGCUGUUAAUGUUUACUCUGCCGUAAGAUCCUUUAAGAAUGGAUAUGACGUAUUUGAUGGAAUUUUUCGCUGUUAUGCGGUGCUGAUUGCGAUUAUUGUGGUUGUUGCUGAGACCGAGUGGGGAUUUUUCAUCAAGUUCUGGAAGGUGUUGGAGUUUUCAGCUGGAAGGGGCAUGCUACAGAUCUUUGUUGCCGUUAUGACCAGAGCUUACCCUGAAGAUUAUGGGCUAAGGAAUGAUCUCAUUCUUCUCCAGAACAUAGCUAGCUACUUGCUUCUCACCUGUGGUGCCAUUUACAUUAUAUCAGGAAUUCUGUGCUUUGGCUUUAUCAAACGUGCUCGCCAGGCGAAAGAAGUCUCCAGGGAGCAAGCCAUAAAGGAUCUGCAGGAUUUGGAGCGUCGAAGAGAAGAGCUUGAAGCAUUGUUGAUACAAGAAAGGGCCUGAUAACAUGGAGCUGAGAUUAUGGCAACAUCAUACCCAGCAUUCGAAGUUGAGGAGAAAACUUGGAAAGGAAAGCUGAAAUCAAGAAAUUUUAUGUUGCGUCUGUUUUACAUGCUUUGUUACCUAUUUGAGUCUUGAGAUUGAAAAUUUUCACUGAUCUAUGCAUUGCAGAUCUGUACAGUUAUAUAGACCACCUUCCUAAUGGCAAUUAUUGUUAUAGACCAGAUGGUUGUCUAUUCCUUGUUAGUUUUAGAAUUUGGACAUAAUGUUUUAGUGUUAGAGCACGACAAAUUAACUAUUUAUUCAGUAGCCUUUACAAGAGAGUUUUUUUAAUGAUGUUUGACUUGC